Molecule: messenger RNA, 761 nt
Organism: Grus americana (Whooping crane)
Lineage: Eukaryota; Metazoa; Chordata; Aves; Gruiformes; Gruidae
Product: microtubule nucleation factor SSNA1-like
Exons: 3
Coding region: 1-597 (198 amino acids)
Cellular component (GO): ciliary basal body; centrosome
Source: RefSeq, a predicted model, not a curated record
AUGCCAGGCGGCCGAAAGCCCCGCGCCCGCCGGCGGCUCCAUGCGGGCCGCGCCGCAGGAAGAGGCGGAGCGCGGCGGGACGUUGGGCAGGGCCGGGCCGGGGCGAUGAGCGGGCCGGGGGCCGCGCUGCGGGGCUACAACGCGGAGCUGCAGGAGGGGCUGGCGGAGCUGCGCGCCCGGCGGGAGGAGCUGAGCGGCCGGAUCCGGGAGGAGGAGGCGGAGCGGGGCCGGCUGCAGGGCCGCAUCUGGGCGCUGACCGAGCGCCUGGCCGGCACCAGCGAGAGCCUGGCGCGGCACCUGGUUGCCCGCGGCGAGCUCGACAGGACCAUCGCCGAGACCGAGGCGGCCUACGGCAAGGUACCCCCCGCCCGGCCCCGGGGCGACGCGCCCUGCCGCUGCCCGGGGCCGGGCGGGACAGAGCUGCCGGCACACGCAGUGCCCCUGCGGGGGGCUGGGGUUGCUGUGGUGCUGCGUUGCCUGAGCUGGGGAAGCGAAGCCGGAUGGUGCCGGGGGGCACAGGCGUCACCCCGGCUUCGGGGGCCCAGCGAGGCCCUUGCCUGGCUCCCGGGGGCAGCGGGUCCCGCAAAGCCCGUCUGAAGGGGAGGAAAAAUGGAGGAAAAGUGAAGGAUUCUGGAGAGUUCUCAGAUAUUGCUAGAUGUCCUGAAGGGAGAAAUUGGGAAUGCUGGUAAAGCCAGCGAGCCGCAAAGCACUUCAAAAGAAAAACAAGCACGUGGACAAAAGCAUUCCUAAACUUGUUCUGC